AUGAAUGUAAUAUUAAGUAUAGACCAAAGUACUCAGUCCACUAAGUUGAUCUUCUUUGAUGAAGAAUUAAAGGUGUUGCAUAUGAACAGCUUAAACCAUGAGCAAAAAUGUUCUAAGCCUGGUUGGUAUGAGCAUGAUCCAGAGGAGAUUAUUGAGAAUUUAUAUAAAUUAAUGAAUGAAGGAAUGAGUGUUUUAAAAGAAAAAUAUAAACAGGUUGUAAUAAAAUGUAUAGGUAUUACUAACCAACGAGAAACUGUUAUAAUAUGGGAUAAAGAAACUGGUAAACCUUUAUACAACGCAAUAGUAUGGUUAGAUACAAGAGUAGAAAAACUUGUUACGGAAUUUUCUAAAAAGUAUAAUAAUGAUUAUUUUCAGAAAAAAACAGGUACAUACUUUAAUACCUAUUUUAGUGCUUUUAAAAUAUUAUGGUUAAUAAAAAAUAAUAAAACUAUAAAGGAUAAGGUAAAAAAUGGUACAGCUAUGAUUGGAAAUAUAAAUACAUGGUUGAUUUAUAAUUUAACUAAAGGCAAUUGUUAUACAGAUGUAACAAAUGCAUCUAGAACCCUUUUAAUGGAUAUCAAAACAUUACAAUGGGAUCCAGAAAUGUGUAAAAUGUUUGGUAUUAGUAAUAUGUCUUCUUUACCUGAAAUAAAAAGUAAUUGUUAUAAUUUUGGUUCAGUAAAAUCAGAAAAGGUACCUGAAUAUUUAAAUGUUCCAAUUAGUGGUUGUAUAGGUGACCAACAAAGUGCAUGUAUAGGUCAGGCAAUUUUUGAUGAAGGAGAAGCAAAGUGUACAUAUGGAACUGGUGUUUUCUUAUUAGUUAAUACAGGAAAAAAAAUUGUAUAUUCUUCUUGUGGAUUAAUCACAACAGUUUGUUAUAAAUUUAACGACGAUGAUAAACCAAAUUAUGCUCUUGAAGGUUCAAUAGGUACAGCUGGAUCGGGUGUAUCAUGGUUAGAAAAUGUUAAUUUAGUUAAAAACACGUCUGAAGUAAGUGAAAUUAUGGAAAAUUGUAAAGACACUGAAGGAGUUGUAUUUGUUCCAGCUUUUGGUGGUUUAUUUGCUCCAAGAUGGAGGUCAGAUGCUAGAGCAUGUAUAAGUGGCAUGUCUUUUAAUACAAGCAGGGCUCAUAUUGUUAGAGCCUUAUUAGAAGGUAUAGUUUUCCAAUUAAGUGAAAUAGUAAACUCAUUAACAUCUGAUAUGAAUAUAGAAAUGAUUCAUCUUUUGAGAUGUGAUGGAGGUAUGACUAAAAAUAAAGCCUUCAUGCAAUUUAAUGCAGACAUAUUAAAUACACAAAUUGAAGUAUCGAAAUAUGAGGAAGUAACUGCUCUUGGCGCUGCUGUAUUAGCUGGUUUGGGAAUUAAACUAUGGAAAGAUUUAGAUAGUGUUAAAAGUUUAAUAAGAAAUAAGGAAUGCACAUUUAAUUCCAAUAUGGACAGUAAGAGUCGAAGCAAAAAAAUGAAAGAAUGGAAUAAAGCCGUUAAUAAAGAAUUAUUAGAAUCAUAA
This is a messenger RNA of Plasmodium vinckei vinckei, 1506 nucleotides long. Its product is annotated as glycerol kinase, putative. Gene Ontology annotation, cellular component: mitochondrion. Gene Ontology annotation, molecular function: glycerol kinase activity. Gene Ontology annotation, biological process: glycerol metabolic process; glycerol-3-phosphate biosynthetic process; triglyceride metabolic process. Lineage: Eukaryota; Apicomplexa; Aconoidasida; Haemosporida; Plasmodiidae. The record is from RefSeq and is a predicted model, not a curated record. The transcript has a single exon. Bases 1 to 1506 code for a protein of 501 amino acids.